Jatropha curcas is the source of this 732-nucleotide messenger RNA. RefSeq lists its product as uncharacterized. NCBI's taxonomy places the organism in Eukaryota, Viridiplantae, Streptophyta, Magnoliopsida, Malpighiales, Euphorbiaceae. The record is from RefSeq and is a predicted model, not a curated record.
AUGUCAGGGGGCGUUGGUCCAACCUUCAAUGACAUAAGCCUUCCAGAGGAACAAGAACAAGACCUAGACCUAAAAAAGACCCAAAAAGUUACCCCUUCAAUCAAAGAUAGUUUCUUGAGCUUCAACCAACUAAAUGCUCUUGCUAUCAUAAUAGUUCUUGCUGCAAGUAGUUUGGUAAGCCUUGAAGACUUUGCUUUCGUUAUCUUUUCAAUCAUCUAUAUGUACUUUCUCUCUAGAGUUGCUUUUUCUUGUGCUAAGCCAUUAAAGGACUCGUUAGUUUUUGACCCCAAAAGCAAGAUUUUAUCCAUCUACGUGUCUGUUGGUGCUGUUAUUGGUCUCUGUCUCCCCAUAGCUUAUAUCUUUUUAGGAAUUUAUGAAGGUGAUAAAGAAGGGAUUAAAGCAGCCGCUCCACAUCUUUUUCUCCUAGCAAGUCAAGUUUUCAUGGAAGGAGUAGCAUUUUCGGACAGGUUUGCAUUACCUGUACAUGUUUUUGUGCCUGUUUUCUAUAAUUCCAAGAGGAUUUUCACCGUUCUCGAGUGGUUGAAGACUGAAAUGUCCAAGGUAGAAGAGGGCUAUGGAGGAUCUCCCAUGAGGGUAUAUUUUGGGAGAGCUCUUGCUGUAGCUAAUCUGGCAUUUUGGUGUUUCAAUCUUUUUGGCUUUUUGUUGCCUGUUUAUCUUCCUAGGGCAUUUGAGAAGUAUUAUUCUGGGUGUAAUAGUAAGGUUAAAGAUUAA